This is a messenger RNA of Suillus subaureus, 1545 nucleotides long. RefSeq lists its product as uncharacterized. NCBI's taxonomy places the organism in Eukaryota, Fungi, Basidiomycota, Agaricomycetes, Boletales, Suillaceae. The record is from RefSeq and is a predicted model, not a curated record. The transcript has 15 exons. Gene Ontology annotation, molecular function: flavin adenine dinucleotide binding; N,N-dimethylaniline monooxygenase activity; NADP binding. The coding region runs from base 1 to 1545 and encodes 514 amino acids.
AUGAGUGAGAUUCAGCGGAGAGUUGCCAUCAUCGGCACCGGUAUUGCCGGGUUAACCCAAGCUAUUGCACUCAAGACCAAGCUUAAUUUUCACAAUUUCACAAUAUAUGAGAAAGGGUCUGAAGUCGGUGGAGUAUGGAGGGCCAACACAUAUCCUGGAUGUUCGUCGGAUGUCGAAAUUCAUUGGUACAGCUUAUCAACAGAUCUCUACCCAUACUGGAACAAGUCUCAUGGCCUUCAGCCGGAGAUUCAAGCCUACUGGAUUAAGCUCUCGAAGAAAUAUAAUCUAUAUUCACAUAUCGCGUUCAAUACAAAAGUGUUAUCUGCCGAGUGGGAGGAUGCUAAACAACAAUACGCCAUCGUCGCAGAAGAUGUCUUUUCAGGCAAGAGGACGACGAGUGUGGCCCACGCUGUAAUAUCUGCACUUGGCAUUUUGGAGGCGCCAAAGAUGCCAUACGAGAUCCCUGGAGUUCGGAAGUUUCAGGGGGUUUCGUUUCACUCCGCACGGUGGCCAAGUUCAAUAGAUCUGCAGAAUAAGUGUGUUGCAGUGAUUGGAAAUGCCUCUUCCGGAGCACAAUUCGUGCCAGCUAUAUCUGAAGAUCCAUCUGUCGAAGUAGUAAACUUCAUCCGCACCCCGACCUGGUUCAACACUCGACCACGUAUUCCGUACUCCGACACUGCGAAAUGGAUAUUUGCUAGCAUCCCCCUAGUGAUGCGACUUACGUUAAUCCCUUUCACUCACCCAUGGGUGAUGAGGAUCUCCAGAAACAACGCGAUGACGAAAUACAUCCUCGAUAACACACCGGAUAGAUACCAUUCUCAUAUGAUUCCUGAUCAUCGUACGCGUCUGAUCAAGGAGUUUUCUCCAGGUUGCAAGCGGACCGUCGCGGACAGUGGUUUCCUGAAAAGUCUCUAUCGCUCUAACGUGAAACUGAACUUCGACGGAAUCGCCGAGAUAGUGGAGAAUGGCAUUGUCACAAAAACUGGCGAAAUGUUACCAUUUGAUGUCAUUAUAUACGCAACCGGAUUCAUUGGCCGGUACCCGAUGCAUGCUCGAGGCUUGAAUGGAGCCAUUGUCCAAGGCUAUUAUGAUGCCCAUGGUGGCCCUACCGCAUACAUCGGGACUGCAAUUCCAGACACACCAAACUUUUACUUGAUAAAUGGUGAGGAUAUUUGUUGUGGAAAUGCAAGUAAGUACACCUUGAUUUUUUUAUCUUUCUACUAUCUUUCUACUCAAGCUUGUCGUAAGGUUGCAUACAUCCUUCAACUCAUAGAGCCGGUCCUUACCGGUUCUGCCUCAUCUUUUACCAUUAAAGCUACGCCCACAGAUACAUAUAACGACAAGCUACAAGAACAGCUCUCUCGCUCGGUGCACGUACACUGUUUCUCUUGGGCGCGUACGAACGGUACAGGCAAGACAUUCAAUCCGUUUCCUUGGCCUACGACAGUUUUGUGGUGGUUACUUUGUAGACCGAACUGGGAUCAUUAUACGGCAGUCGGCGCCGAGAAAUGGGCGUGGGCAAGGCGAAGAAAGCUACUUGAGUAA